Molecule: messenger RNA, 1166 nt
Organism: Photinus pyralis (common eastern firefly)
Lineage: Eukaryota; Metazoa; Arthropoda; Insecta; Coleoptera; Lampyridae
Exons: 1
Coding region: 56-955 (299 amino acids)
Source: RefSeq, a predicted model, not a curated record
UACAGAACUAAGAAAAAAAGCCAAGAAUGAAUUUGAGAAGAACUUGUUUAAGUUGAUGAAUAACGCGGUCUUUGGGAAGACUAUGGAAAAUGUCAGAAAACGGGUUAAUAUCAAAUUACUAUCCCAAUGGAAAGGACGUUACGGCGCAGAAUCAUACAUUGCGAAACCGGAAUUUAAAUCUUGCGCCAUUUUUAACGAAAACUUGGUAGCUGUAGAAUUGAAUAAGCUUGAAGUCUAUUUAAAUAAGCCUAUAUACGUAGGUCAAGCCAUUCUUGAUCUAGCCAAGACGACCAUCUACAGCUUCCAUUAUGACUACAUGAUGGAUAGAUUUGGAGAUAACUGCACAGUUCUUUACACAGAUACGGACAGCUUAAUUUAUGAAAUUCGUGAACAAGAUCCUUAUAUGGCGAUAAAAAACGACUGUUUUAAAUAUUACGAUACUAGCGAUUAUGACCCCAAUAACCCAUAUGGCAUACCCCUUGUAAAUAAGAAAGUGUUGGGCAUGAUGAAAGAUGAAAAUAAUGGACAGAUAAUGACCGAUUAUGUAGGAUUACGAUCGAAACUGUACACCACUAAAGUAUUAUCCACUAAGGACGAUUUAAUAAAACUACAACAGAAAUUGGAAGCGGAGGAGUAUGAUGAGGAUGAAAUUGCUACGAUUAUUAAAAAUUAUGGUUUGACUAAGAAGGCAAAGGGGAUAAAGAAAAGUGUAGUAGAAACUAAAAUUACCUUUGAUGAUUAUGUGGAGUGUCUGGAGACCUAUAAGCGCAAAACUACAUCUCAAAAUUUGAUUCGUACGGAUAAACAUCAAGUUUAUUCCAUAACGCAGUCGAAAAUUGCUCUAAGUCCUGAGGAUGAUAAGAGAUACCUGAUUCCUGACUCAUUUAACACUCUACCGUGGGGCCAUUAUGCUAUCAAUAAGCCUCAAGAUGUUGAACAGAUGGAAGUUGAUUAAGGUUGUGAUUUUUGAUGAAUUAGUUACAAAUUGUCAAAAUCCUAGGAAAUUUGUAUACAAAUUAGGAUAUUAUUUUAGGAAUAUUCUUAGACUAAAGGUUAUUAGCAAACUACCCCUGUAUAAAGCUAAAAAUAGUAAAUUCUUGUAUAAAUUUAAGAUUUCAUUAAUAAAAUGUUAAGGUUCAACUCUGUUAUACACCUUAUCCUUUGCU